AUGGAGCUCCCUGGCAAAAUCUACACGUUUGUAGGCGAGCUCGCUAAGGCUGGUAGCAUUCGAGAGUUUGUCACUAUCGGCGAAAAGGUACUUCUGAAAGACUUGUUAAAAGGUCUGAGUGGGACUGUAUUCGGUGAUGUGCCCUUGAUGAAGCCAGAAUUUAUAUAUAAAGAUGCAGACCCUAGCACCGGCAAGUUGGCGGGUAUGCAUUUUCAGGCCGAGAUCCUAUUCGAAGGCGCAUUAGAGGGUGUACAUGACACGCUCCAGAGAGUGUUUGGCGUGGAAAAGAAGGAGAAGGUGCCAUUGAGUAUUGGCGGAUUCGUGAGCGCGACCCGGGAAUGGACCAAACCAUUAUCACCAGAAGAAAUGGAGCUGAAGGGCGUUUUAGCGGGAGUACAGGCAAAGCUGGGGGAACUUAUAAAAUUUACGAGUAUUGGUGUGGAACUAACGGCGCUGAAGGGUACCGAGAAACUUGAUGAUUAUUCGAGAUAUAGGUGUAGGUACGGCUUUUUUGGAAUUGUUGAUUUAGAGAUUCCGGGUUCAGUUGUGCCAUUAGGGAUGGAGUAUUCAUUGCGGGAAGAGGUGGAAGGAGUUCACGUGUUGAGGCUGACGAGGAAGGAGGGGAGUGGGUGGAUCAACGUGGGAGGCUUUAAGGGUCUAAACCUUUCCUCUGUACAAUUAAUAGCAAAAUUUCCUGUAAAAGAGACUCUUAAAGAGUUAUCUUUUGAGACGGAAGCAGUAUUGCAAUUUCCAGGAGCUGACUUGAAGUUGAAGGGGAUAUACUCACCUGGCCAAUUCUAUCUUGAAGCCUCAGUCCCCAAUAUCUCCCUCACUACUAUUCGUCAAUUUUAUUCAGAUCUAACCGGCCGCACCCUUGAGCCUUUCAACCACGAUGUUCAAUUCAAUGACCUCAUAUUCCGCAUCUCCCCUGCCGCGAUCGCUUUUACCGGGAAAACCACAAUAGAUGGACACACGUCCCUCUCUGCAGCUCUUACAAUCCACCGUGAUGGCAUUUCAAUUACCGGCAGUGUUCUUGAUAUAAAUCUUGGCGAGAUCACCAUCGAGCAGGCAAACCUUGAUAUCUUUAUCGGUCGCACUGAACUAAAUACCACGAGUCGCGAGAGCGGUUUUGAAAUUAACGGAAAGGUGAAAGUGAGAGAUAUCACUGUGUCUGUGGGCCUUUAUACAGAGUUUGAGGAGGAACAGGAGGUGGUAUGGAGCGUUUAUGGAGAACUCGAGACAGAAAAGGAUUUUAGCUUGGCGAGGCUGGCGCCAGAGGUGAAGGGAUCAUUUUUAGAUCUGGGGUUAAAGAGAGUGGCGUUGGUUGCGUCGAAUAGAGAUGCUGUGAAUGGGGAGUUUAAUCUCUCGGGGUAUCCGAUCAGAAGAGGUGUCCAGUUUUGUGCGGUUAUUGACCGUCAUAUCGAGCAACUCAAUAACGUCUCUGGAGGAAGAGUUGAGGGCUUGAUACUGAGAGCAACUUAUUCUUCAAACAGUGGUUUUAGUUUUGGGAUUCUUAUGCCGGCCCCAGUAACUUUCUCACUCGGACCAAGUGUAACAUCCGGUCCGAUAUCGCUCGAGAUCGUGGCAUCAAAACUUCCACAGUUAAUGUUUACUGCACCGUUGAAUAUUAAAGUGGCAGGACAGAAGCAGCCUUUAGUUUUUACCUUUGGGCUCAAGGCCGAUGUGCUUUCUGCUUCAGGGUUUGGACAAAUGUCAAAUUAUUGGAUAAAUCCCUUUGGGCUCUUCAAUGAGAGAAUAAAGAUUGGCCCGGAUCUUGCCCUCGAAAUCGGAAUAAUAUAUGCCACUCUGGCUGCCACCGGAGCACCAAGUAAAAUAAUGUUUUCUGGCGGUCUCGCAAUCGGUACCACAGACCUCCAGCUCGCUAUGGCAAUAAACCAAAACCCGGCGGAGCAGCUGCUCAAAGCAACCCUCAGUACUUUCAGCCUUACUGAUCUAGUCACAUUUGCCUCCAAAAUAUCCCGUCAAGAUAUUCCACUUCCAUCCCCAGACCUCCUUGCAUUCCGUGAUUUGUCAUUUUAUAUAUCGACAGGUAUGAGCAUUGGUAAAACACAUUACCCCGCUGGCGCAUCGAUUACUGGUGAAAUGGAAAUAUUCAGUAAGGUUACGACUGUUGAGUGUACCAUCGGUACAACAACCAAGAUCAGUGCCUUGUUCGAUGAAGUGAAAUUAGGGCCGCUACUCCUAGGUGGUGUAGGAGACGAAAGACCACAAAUGACGAUUGAGAUUGGACUCGCGAAGCAACAUAUCUUGGUUGAUGGGCGGUUGAAGAUACUCGGCCUGAACACAAGUGUUCAGUCGGUGUUUGAUAUUUUGCCCAAUCCUGAUAUGAGAUUUGACAUUACUUUUGCGUUUGCAGAGGCAUUGAAUGUAGAGAUUAGUGCCAGAGUGCUAGGGGCCAGAGAUAUUGGUGGGUUGGCGGAGGCAGACUUUGUGGUGGAUGUGGUUUUAGAGCAGGAUGUGUUGAGAUAUGUCAAUACUCAUGCGAAAGCCCACUUCAGAGCGAUUCACAAGGUAUUGGAGGAGGGAACCGAGGCUGCUAGGAAGUUUUUCGAGGAAGAGAAGAAGAAGUUGGAUAUACAACUAGUCAGAGCCAAACAAACCCUCGAAGCAGCCAAAAUAGCUUGGAAGGUAAAGGAGAAGCAAAUUGAGGACGCAUUGGAAGAAAUUCUUGCCGAACUAGAGGAGGGGAGACUCGAGCUCCAAAAAGACCUGGAAAACGCACGUAAGGAGUUUGAGGCAGCUCUUUAUGAUGCAUAUCAGCAACUUGAACAGGCGAGGAUUGAUAGGGCCGCCUUUGUAGCUGGUGCAGCAAUCGAUUUAAUGCACGCGAGAAAGGAGUUUAGAGAUGCGAUUAGAAGUAUGUUGUUUGAUGUUAGAGCUACGAAAGAGGAGACGAAGUCCAGAUUUGGGGUUUUGUUGGAUGAUGUAGAGAAUGCAGAGACAGAGGUAAAAAAAGCACAAGAGACGCUAGAUGCAGCAGAGGUGGAACUUAAGGAGUCAAUAAAAGAACUCGAUGAGAGUCCGUUCUACAGCAGGAUCAGACUUAGUCUCGAGGUUGGCCACCGGAAAGCACACUUCUCAGACGCGCAAGAAACCCUUUUAUACGCUACUCAAAAGUUAGAGAGAGCCCAGAAGGCCUUACAAGGCUCAGAUUACCAAUCUGCGAUAGCUGUCAAGACUGAAAAGGUCAAGGAACUACAAUCCGCGAAACAAGCCGAAGAAGUGACCCUUAAGAAGAUUGAGACCAAAGCAGAGGCCAAGAGGAAUGUUUAUGACCAAAAGGUGGAGGUAUCUGAGAAAGCUAUCGCCGAUAAAACAGUGGCCAAACAGCAAAAGGAAGUUAUACGGAAAGCCGAAAUGAAGCUGAAGAAUUUUGAGGCAACAGCUCAAGCCAAGAUUGAAGCUCUCAAGAGCAAACAGGAGGCACUACCAGAAUCACCCGAACACAAGAGGUUUCAGUCAGCAGCAGAGAAGUUGAAGGUAGUUAAGAGUGUAUCAGAAAAGCUGGAAGUUUCAAAACAAGCGAUAAUAUUGAUUGAGGAAGAGGACCACCAGAGCCUUGCGAGAACUAUUGUGGGAAAACUCGACGAAAUAAUUAACAUACGCCGAAUUGAGCUUCAUGGAUCUUUGAAGGACCUGGUGGAAAAAGGGCAGCCAUUGAAGGCACGUGUACAGGGAAUUAUUGCAGGACGGGAGGUGGAUUUCACCAUUGGUUAUGGUAUUGGGCAGACUUUAGAGUUCUUGAGGGCUUUGCUGAAAAAGUUGUGGGAAGAGAUUAAGGAGGACCUUGCAAAUGGAUUCGGUUUUGGCGCCGGGAUGGUGAUUCAAGUGAGUGGAACGGAUACGGUAUAG
This is a messenger RNA of Morchella importuna, 3873 nucleotides long. RefSeq lists its product as uncharacterized. The record is from RefSeq and is a predicted model, not a curated record. Bases 1 to 3873 code for a protein of 1290 amino acids. NCBI's taxonomy places the organism in Eukaryota, Fungi, Ascomycota, Pezizomycetes, Pezizales, Morchellaceae. The transcript has 8 exons.